Molecule: messenger RNA, 1382 nt
Organism: Mercenaria mercenaria
Lineage: Eukaryota; Metazoa; Mollusca; Bivalvia; Venerida; Veneridae
Exons: 8
Coding region: 210-1136 (308 amino acids)
Biological process (GO): mitophagy by internal vacuole formation; mitochondrial protein catabolic process
Cellular component (GO): mitochondrial outer membrane
Source: RefSeq, a predicted model, not a curated record
CGUAUGAAUGUGAUAAGGCUUCCAGUCAUGUUAAUGAUACAUGUCCGAUAAUUUAGAAUUACUUUGGAUACAUUUUAAACAGAGUCCAGAUCUACUUUCUGUUCGGACUGAUGAUAUACCAAUAUUUGAGAUACACACACUAUCUCCGUUAAAUUUUGAUGCACAUCUACUUUCGGUUUUAACUUAAGUUGAACGAUUAAAGCAACAGUAUGACCGACGAUGUCAAAGUGACUGUUACAGAAGAGACUGCGUUAGUUUCUUGGAGUCUGCUGAUUACGGCUGUAGUGGCUGGAAUUAUUUUAGGACAGCAUUUCGUAAACUAUAACAGAGAGGAAGAUGGAAAUACACUUCCAACAACGAUUGAUCAGUUACGACAGGAACUGGAACAAGAACGAUCACUAAUGUUAGAACUGAAAGCAGAAGUUAAACUGGAAAAGAAAGACAAAGAAGAUGCUCUGAAACGACUGAGUGCUAUAAUGUCAAGUCGUUUACGAGAUGGUAAUCCUAAUGUAGUAGAUCUCAGCGAUCAAAAUCGUCCAAUGAAAGUAGGAGAGCAGUUUUCAGAACUUUAUGAUAAUCAAUGGACAGAUGCUUACAGUGCUGUCGAAAAUCACUUUAAACAUAACGAGCCCAAGAUUAUUGCCUUCCUGCUGGGUAUUUUAGAGCAAUGUUUUAACACCUGCCAAGACACAGCAAGAAAACAGUUGGAGCGUCUACAAAAAGGUGUGACAAAUCUUGAAGCUAUGAUCACAAAGAAACGUACCAAACUACCAAAUGACUUGAUGCAGCGUAUUAAAGAAGAAAGAAAACAUAGUGCCGCCGAGGAAGUUCCAGAAUAUACAAACAUGUUGCCUCAACUGAAGAAAUUCUUUUCAUCACAUGUUCGCGACAAGACAGAUCUUCUAGAACAAUCGGCACUAAAAGACUAUAUACAGGAGUGUUUGAGGUUGUCUUGGCUGAUGGUAAUACAAGACCCUCCAAUGACAAUGAUACUAAAAUCUGAAGCAAAAGCAAUUGACAACUUUAAGGUUUACAAACAUAGAGGCAACCAUGUUGAUUUUAUUGUAUGGCCCGCUUUGCUUCUUCAAGAAGGUGGCCAAAUGAUAACAAAAGGAGUGGCAGAGUUUCGAAAAUAAGUUAUGAGUUGUUCCAGUCUUUGAUGAUAAGCAUUGACAGUAUGAUUGAUGAAUGUGGACAAUGAUACAAUAUUUAGGUGAUAGAGUGUGUAGUAAACAUAAUCAUGUUGCUGUGAAAUAAUUCAAAAAUUUACUUACUGUACAUUGUCUUAGAAAAGUCUCCUCUGACAGUCAUUAUUCUGAAAGAAAUUUUAUUACUGUAUGUAAAUGUGUAAUGUUUUCACAAAUAUUUAAUGCAGAAAAGUC